Messenger RNA from Exophiala viscosa, 2500 nucleotides. RefSeq names its product telomere repeat binding factor-domain-containing protein. Lineage: Eukaryota; Fungi; Ascomycota; Eurotiomycetes; Chaetothyriales; Herpotrichiellaceae. Gene Ontology annotation, molecular function: double-stranded telomeric DNA binding; protein homodimerization activity. The record is from RefSeq and is a predicted model, not a curated record. Bases 77 to 2110 code for a protein of 677 amino acids. Gene Ontology annotation, biological process: telomere maintenance via telomere lengthening. The transcript is spliced from 2 exons.
UAGAGUAUUAUGACCUACACGUGACCUUCACUCGCAUUUGAAGCAGUACACUUACCAAAAAUGCCCUGACAACACAAUGUCGCCCAACCCUACCUCAUUACAGGCUUCGGGUGACAAUGGAGCGCUUCCAGUCUCCCAGAAAACCGCAGAGCAAAGUUCACAACCGACUAUCACUCCCACUGCGCCCGCGACCAUAACUCCCGACGACAACCCAAGAAGUCCUAAGAGAAGGCGUUUGUCCCCAGUAGAUGGCAAUGGGCAGAAUGGUCACGUUGCGACAUCGAACAUCCCUCAAAGUAAUGAUGGACAACAGAAGAGAGAGGGACAGCAACCUGCCGCGGCGCAAAUUGCAAUCCCAGCAUCCUCUAUACCUGCUAGUAGUCAGAAGAAUGCGCCGUCAAGGCCACCUCAACCACAAGGUCCGGAUAUGAGCAAGAUGCUGGCUAGUUUAUCCCUGCUGGACAGUCUGGCGACUCAAAUCAUAAUGUUCCUUGCCCGGCUGACACCCACCGAGGCCUUGGGCCUGUCGAACAUGCCGAACUCCCCCAAAUCGCGUGAGUAUGCUGGUUUGAGGGCUCUAUUUGAUCCUACGAGGAGGUUGUUCAAUACUGGAGCCCCAUUUCUCUCGCCUAGGGCUCUAGGGCUGCGGGAAAGUUAUCAGAUCGAGACCAUAAGGAAAGCCAAUCAAGCAAUCUUCAUGUCCAGCAUUUUCACUGGCGAAAUCGGCCUCCGGGACAUGGAUCAAGGCUUCCUUCCAGUCUUCGUUCCAGAGAACGGAAAGCUCCUAAAGGCGCAAGCCUCCAUAUACCUGGACUUGAAGACCCAAGGCUUCAUAACGGCGUGGAGGACUGGUGCGGCUCCUCCUCAAGUGGUCAUGGCAGACAUGUUUGGUCCAGACCUAGGCAAACAUAUUCUCGCUAGGAGGCCUGGGGCAACAACCUUAGCACCCACUGAACAAGACUUCCUGAAUCGUCUUUCAUCUCGACGGGAGAUCUUGCAGACGCAUGUCAAGAACAACACCCUCGACCAGUUGCCUAUCAAAUAUCGAUGGGAAGAUUUCAGCCGGGAAGUAUCCUCCUACCUCCAAAAGACCAUGGAGAAUGCGGACAGUGGCAGUGAUGCGGAUGGGAAUAGGGAAGAUCCUACCAAGAAUCUACAAAGAGGUCAAAUGGAAGGACAGUUCUCCAUACAUGCUCCGCCACUUCCAGUCACCUUCACCGAACCGAUUGCAUCACCUGCGGCGCAAGUACAGCCGGCGCCCGAGUCACCGUCUCCAGAUGAUUUCGUCGCCCAAGCAGCUAGAGCUGCAGAGAUUGCCCUGGCAGCUUCAGGUGCUUUAGCCUAUCAGGAGCAAUAUCCGGUUGUAUCCUCACCGGCUACCCCGACGGUCAAAGCUGUUACGCCUACCCCUCAACCGGCCCUUCCAGAGUAUAAGCAGUACGAACCGGGAGACGGGAGAAGUGCUUCUAAGCCUCCUGCACCCGGUGCAGGUAACAGUACCGAGAUACCUCACGCUUCACAGACAGCGCCAACAUCAGUUCUUUACGAACGAGCACGAUUAGCUGCCUCUACAAAACCUGCGUUGGCACAAAAGCAAGGCGCUGUACCCACCCAGCGGCGGCCUUGGUCGACCGAGGAAGAACAAGCCCUGAUGAACGGUUUGGAUCAGGUCAAGGGUCCGCAUUGGAGUCAGAUUCUAGCCAUGUAUGGACCCGGCGGAACUGUUAGCGAGGCACUAAAAGAUCGCAAUCAAGUCCAGUUGAAGGACAAGGCCCGAAACCUGAAAUUGUUCUUCCUGAAAAGUGGCAUCGAAGUGCCGUACUACCUGCAAUAUGUGACAGGAGAUUUGCGAACUCGAGCUCCUGGACAAGCCUCCAAGCUUGAUGACCUGAAAGGAGAUGAAACAUCUUUUGAUGAUUUCGACGCUCUUUUGUCGCUCGAAGCGGACGAAGCAGGACAGCAGUCGAACCAGGAAAUUUCGGAUUCACUUCAAGUCAGCGCGCCGACAGACUCCAAACCGGCAUUUCAACCCAGCAUGGAUGACGUUGAAGCGAUGAUUGCACGAGCUGCAGCGGCAGCAUCUCAAUCAAUAGGCUCAGGCUGGCCUUGAACAGCGAUUGCGCUACAUAGAGGAUACGGCACAGGGUAGUAAUUAAUCCAUGACAGAUCCCAGAAUCUGUCCGUGCUACCUCUUGCUCGCAUCUGGUCACCUCCUUCCUUUGUAUUUGUCUGCCGUAGCAUUCGUGGUGAAGUUCAGAACGGACAUAUAUGAUUUUCUAGCCUCAGAGAUAGGUCAGAAUUAAAUCGUCACCCCCAGACGGCUCGAAGUCAGAGUGACAACUGCCUAAAGUGGCUACCAAAUGUAGAGUAUAUCGAAGUGUGAAGGACAUACCUAGGUACUCGUAUGGGGGAUCAUUUUAAACUUCGGAACAAACUUCUUCCGACAUUGCCCCAGAUUCAGGAUCCUCUGCGGGUGUCGUUGGAUCUUGCACUCCAACCA